Messenger RNA from Paramecium octaurelia, 591 nucleotides. Lineage: Eukaryota; Ciliophora; Oligohymenophorea; Peniculida; Parameciidae. The record is from the annotation of a GenBank genome assembly.
AGAAAACAUUAAUACGAUUCAGCUUAAUUGAAAUCGUAACUUCAUCUUAAGUAAUUCCUAUUAUAGGAACUCCAAAAUGAUCAUCAGAUAGAUGUUAAAUUCCAGUUAAGAAUGGCAUACAUAGCGUUUUCUCGAAUGUCCAGUAGAUAUAAUGUUACUUGUUAGUAUCUUACUUCACCAUGAAGUAAAUAGGAUGAUCAAAACAUCUGUACAACUUGCUUGGAGACUCUUUUAAGUCUAAUAGUGGUAGGUAGUACUAAAGCUCCUCUCUUUGUCUCAUUAAUAUCGUACAACUCUUGUAAUCAUGUUAGAUUCCAUGCACUACUUGUGUUAUCACAUCUAAUGCAUCUAGUCUCUUUUAACUGCUUUAUUAUAAUUAAUUCUAUGCAUUUAAAAUGAGAUACAAAAGAUGCUACUUCAAAUGUAAUAAAUGCUUGCUGACAAAAAAAUAUGAAAUCCUAAUAGAGCUGAACAUGAUCUUAACUACACUGAUACUAACUCAUGCCCACUUAUUGAUGCUUUCUAAUUAAUAAUACUUGUGAAUAAUCUAAUCAUUGGUCUCCAGCAGUUUGAUAUUUUUACAUUUUUCUU